Messenger RNA from Helianthus annuus (common sunflower), 828 nucleotides. Its product is annotated as LEAF RUST 10 DISEASE-RESISTANCE LOCUS RECEPTOR-LIKE PROTEIN KINASE-like 2.3. The transcript is spliced from 2 exons. The record is from RefSeq and is a predicted model, not a curated record. Lineage: Eukaryota; Viridiplantae; Streptophyta; Magnoliopsida; Asterales; Asteraceae. Bases 1 to 828 code for a protein of 275 amino acids. Gene Ontology annotation, molecular function: polysaccharide binding.
AUGACUGGCCUCUUCUACCCACAUCCCCACUCGCUCCUCCUCCCCAUCUUCUUCAUCGCCCUACAUGCGGCUGCACAAUCUAGUAAUCCAAUUUCCCCCCAUUGCCUUCCACGCUACUGCGGUGAUGUCCUUAUCAGCUACCCCUUUUGGAUCAUCGACACUGAAUCUACCACCCAGUAUUGCGGUUAUGAAGGCUUCGGAAUCAACUGCCCCGCCAUCGGAGAUGGUAUUCUUCCCGAAAUUACUUUGGGCGGCGAUUUGUACUACGUCCGGUGGAUAAACCAAGAUAGUAUCCUCCUCUCCGACAGCAACGUUUCUUUAGCUGUCCCAGGCCCCCCCAAGCCCAACCACUGCCCUAGGGUGCGCCAUGGGAUUAACUUACAAACCUUACCUCUCAAUUUUACGACGAGCAACACUAAUCUUAGUUUUCACUUCAACUGCACUCGGUGUCCUUCUUUUGCAACUGAGAUACAGAUGCCGUGCUUCUUCGAAAGAAAUGAGAGAAAGGCGUGUGUUCAUGUUAUGAAUACCAUUACCGAAGAAGCUGAGUACUCAUGCACUGAGAAAGUGGUAACAACAGUGGUCCAUGCGCAUAUCAAUGAAUUUCCCAAUCUUUCGAUGCAAUUGGGUGAUAUCUUGCCAAAAGGAUUCGAGCUAGAAUGGUCUAGGAUGGAUGGUUGCGAAAAGUGCGAAGAGUCUGAUGGUCGGUGUGGUUGGCACAACACCACCGGGCUCAUUUGUUUUUGCUCCGACGGUAUGAACAGCCGGGGCGAAUGUAAAGUCAUCGUUUGCUUGCUAAUUAGCACGGUCUUUGGUGAUCACAUUUGA